AUAAACCCAAACGAGAAGAAACUACACACAAGAUAGACUUUCCACUUACGAAGAAGCAGAAUUCAAUGACGAUGGGAGAAAUCGCAGAUCCAGUCCAGUUAAAGGACGAGGGCAACAAGCACUUCCAAGCCGGAGAAAUCGACAAAGCCAUUGAGUGCUACACUAAAGCCAUUAAGUUCUCUAAAGACAAGAAGGCGCUGGCAGUCAUCUAUAGGAACAGAUCGGCCUGUUUCUUGAAAAAGGAAAAUUAUAACAAUGCAGUAUCAGAUGCCACUAAAGCUAUCGAUGUGGAUGCCGCAGACAUCAAGGCUCUGUACAGAAGAUGUCAAGCGCUCGAGAAGCUUGGCAAACUAGACAUGGCCUUCAAGGACGUCCAGAGAUGUGCAACCUUAGAGCCGAAAAACAAGACGUUCCUCGAGACCCUCAGAAGACUCGGAGCUGAGAUCCAACAGAAGCUGAAAACAACCUUCUCAACAGACUCCAGAGUACAGAACAUGUUUGACAUCCUAUUUGCAGAUGAAUCAGAUAAAGAAAAGCAAGAAAAGGCUGCCAACAACCUGAUUGUCCUUGCCAGAGAGGACGCGGGUGCAGAGAGAAUAUUCCAGAACAACGGUGUGCCUUUACUCGUGCAACUCAUUGACACAGGAAAACCUGAUAUGAUUCUGGCUGCCAUACGAACCCUGUCAGGAAUGUGCACAGGCCACAGAGCAAGGGUGAGGAACAGUCUGAAGAAGAUUCUGAAAGUCUGUGGUCAGGUUCCAGACCUUCCGGAUCAGUUGCCGUUGACGGAAAACACGCAGCUGAUUGCUAGCGUUCUUCUCAACAAGGUCUACGAUGACUUGCGCUGUGACCCUGAGAGAGAUAACUUCAGAGAUAUCUGUGAUGAAUACAUUAAGAGCAAAUUUGACCCCAACGACAUGGACAAAAACAUCCAUGCCAUCAAUACUCUAUCAGGCCUUCUACAGGGGCCUUUCGACGUGGGCAACGUCCUUGCGGGUCGUCAGGGUGUUAUGGAGAUGAUGGUGGCCCUUUGUGGUUCCGAGCGUGAAGUGGACCAGUUGGUAGCAGUGGAGGCCCUCAUUCACGCAUCCACCAAAACCAGCAAAGCCUCCUUCUUCAUCAGCAAUGGAGUAACUCUGCUGAAGGACAUGUACAAGAAAACUAAAAAUGAGAAGAUCAAGAUCAGAGCCCUUGUGGGUCUGUGUAAACUGGGAUCCGCUGGAGGAGAUGAUUACAGCAUGAGACAAUUUGCUGAGGGCUCCACUGAGAAACUGGCAAAGCAGUGCAGAAAGUGGCUCUGCAACCCUACACUUGAUGUGCGUACCAGGAAAUGGGCCGUUGAAGGUUUGGCUUACCUUACCAAUGAUGCUGAUGUAAAAGAUGACUUUAUUGAUGAUGAAGCAGCCAUGAGGGCCAUGUUUGAACUUACCAAGUCAAAAGAUAAGACCAUCCUAUAUGCUGUCGCCUGCACCCUGGUCAACUGCACCAACAGCUAUGACAAGAAAGAGAUCAUCCCUGAGAUGGUGCAGCUGGCCAAAUUCUCCAAACAACACGUCCCAGAGCAGCACCCGAAGGAUAAGAAGGACUUCAUUGUAAGGCGAGUGAAGAAGAUACUGAAAGCUGGAGUCACAUCAGCUCUCACUGUCAUGGUCAAAGCAGACAAUUAUGUCCUGACUGAUCAGACCAAAGAGAUGCUUGCAAGAGUGUUUCUUGCCUUGGCAGAUGAUAUUAAAGAUCGUGGCACAAUUGUAGCUCAAGGUGGAGGAAAGGCUUUGAUCCCAUUAGCCCUGGAGGGAACUGACAACGGAAAAAUAAAGGCCAGCCAUGCUCUGGCAAAGAUCGCAGCCGUCUCCAACCCUGAAAUCGCCUUCCCUGGCGAGAGGAUAUAUGAAGUUGUGCGACCGCUGGUUUCCUUGCUAAACACAGAACGAGACGGUUUGGAAAACUUUGAAGCUCUGCUGGGUCUCACAAAUCUGGCUGCCUUGAAUGACAAACUACGAGUGAAAAUCCUUAAAGAAAAAGCUCUCCCAGAGAUUGAGAACUACAUGUUUGAGGAACAUGAUCAAAUCAGACAAGCUGCCACAGAGUGCAUGUGCAAUCUGGUUUGCUGCAAAGAGGUUCAAGACAGAUACCUGGAAGAUGGCAAUGAUAAACUCAAGCUUCUUAUUCUGCUCUGCGGUGAAGAUGAUGUGCAGCUUCAGAGGGCGGCUGCUGGUGCAUUGGCUAUGCUCACCGCCGCACAGAAGAAACUGGCUGUUAAGAUUACUAAAGUGACUGAGCAGUGGCUUGAGAUCAUACAGAGAUUGUGUAUCCAUGACAACCCUGAAAUUCAGCACAGAGGUCUUGUGACGGUGUUUAAUAUGCUGGACGCUGAUGAACAACUAGCCAAGAAGCUCAUUGAAUGUGAAUUGCUGGAGAUCCUGACAUUUGUGGCAAAACUAGAGGACAACCCCAAGAAGCAGGACGCUAUUAAUGCUGCUCGCGCCUGCCUGUCCAGAGCCUUGGAUGGUGGACUUAUCAAACCGUUUUCAAAUUAAACAGUUCAUUGUGAUGUGUCAUUAGGCGAGUACAGAAUGGUCUGCUUUCUGGGAAAGUGGAAAGACUGCAAACCAUUUGCAAGGUUUUAUUUUUUAAAUUUCUACCGCUGAGCAUAGUUCUUUUUGUUAGAUUAAAUGUUUGUGUGGCUGUUUGUUUGAUCAGUAGAAUUUGGUAUUUAUUUAACAUGCUCAUUUCAUAUUUCAUGUAUUUGCACUUGUGAAGUUUUGAUUCACAGAUUAAAAUCU
Molecule: messenger RNA, 2783 nt
Organism: Sinocyclocheilus grahami
Lineage: Eukaryota; Metazoa; Chordata; Actinopteri; Cypriniformes; Cyprinidae
Product: protein unc-45 homolog B
Exons: 18
Coding region: 66-2537 (823 amino acids)
Cellular component (GO): cytoplasm
Molecular function (GO): Hsp90 protein binding
Source: RefSeq, a predicted model, not a curated record